AUGCGUGGUUCUAGCCGCAUCAAGUCCGAUGAUCCACAGAGGAGGGAGAGGGUAAUCCGACUGGGCAAGCUGCCGGAUGCUACAUCGAUCCAUCCUUGGGGCCAACAUGGACGCAAUGAGCCACCGGUCAUGAUUUCGGGGUCCAGCGAUAGACCACCGACAAAGCGGAGCAGCGCGGACAGACAGGGGAUUGGUAUGCCUCCGCCAUCGGCACUCUCCUGACUUGCGGCGCCUCGGCAGCAGGGACAGUAUAAAAAAAAAAGGUCAGGCGUCCGUCCGUCAUGUGUG
Molecule: messenger RNA, 288 nt
Organism: Gaeumannomyces tritici R3-111a-1
Lineage: Eukaryota; Fungi; Ascomycota; Sordariomycetes; Magnaporthales; Magnaporthaceae
Exons: 2
Coding region: 1-222 (73 amino acids)
Source: RefSeq, a predicted model, not a curated record